This is a messenger RNA of Erythranthe guttata (spotted monkey flower), 1674 nucleotides long. The record is from RefSeq and is a predicted model, not a curated record. Lineage: Eukaryota; Viridiplantae; Streptophyta; Magnoliopsida; Lamiales; Phrymaceae.
UUGCCUUCUGUUCUGGUAAAUUACUUUUUUUUUUUCUUUUUCUUUUUGUGCAAUAGAUUAAAACAUACUCUUUUCUCUUACAGGGUUGAAGAGCUGACUGCCGCACUUGUUGAAGAAAAAAGACUAGUCACAACUCUCCAAACCGAUUUAGAAAACCACGAAAGGCAGAAUAAGAUUUUCAAACAGGUUAUCGAUAAAUUUUACCACAUCAGACAAAGUUCCCUGGAUAUUUUUACUGAUGCGAGUUGGGAAGAGAAAUGCGAGUGUAUAUUAGAUGACUCAGAUGAAAUGUGGAGGUUCCAAAAUGAUGAUGAUACUUCCACAUCUGAUUACAUUAAUUCUCUCGAAGCUGAAAUUGACACUCUAAGGAAAAGCGCGAAUAAUUUGCAGAACAAGCUUCGAAUGGGAAUGGAAAUCGAAAAUCAUUUGAAGAAGAAAGUUUCCAAUUUAAAGAAAAAGAAAAUCUUUUCAGAAGAUAAAAUCAAGAAGCAGAUAUCAGCAUUACUCAAUGACCACUCUCAGUACAAGAUUGAUAUCACAAACUUGCUCGAUGAGGGUUAUUCAGAGCUGAAAUCAAUUACCGAUUCAGUAAUCGAGAAAAUCAACGAGUUUGAAAUGAGUGAAAAAGAAUGUAAUUCAAAAUCUUCAUCAGUACAAGAAAAAGAAUCCAACGAGAACGAAUGCAGAGAUGUUCAUAUUAAUGCUGAUUCCGGUCCAGCUUCAAUCACCAAGAUUAAUGAUCCCGUUUUUUUUACUUCGAGUGCCUCUGAAUGUGGUGAGACCUCUGAAGCACUUGCCAUGGCAUUGCAUGAGAAGGUUGAGACGUUAUUACUAUUAUCUCAGCAAGAUGAAAGACAUCUGCUAGAGAGGAAUGUAAGUGCAGCUUUGCAAAAGAAAAUCGAGGAACUUCAGAGAAAUUUAUUGCAGGUGACAAACGAAAAGGUUAAAGCACUUAUGGAACUAGCACAACUGAAGCAGGAACUAUAUACUCUCCAAGAAAAGAUGAACGAAGGAAAGCAUUUGGGUGAAACUGUAGAAAGAAGAACUGUACAGGAAAAAGACGGAAGAUUGAAAAAUUUGCUGAAGAAAAGUUACUUAACACGCUGGGUUGGAGGUUCGGAUGAUUACGAAAAGCCAAGUCAUCACAUGGAUUUUGCAAGGAUGAAGAUUGAAAAUGCAACACUUAAGGAGAGCCUAGAAAGUAUGGAGCAUCUACUUUCUUCAGUUAGGAGACUUCGAAUUUCGCUUUUGGAGGUGAAGGAAUUAGGGGAAGGGAAAAGUGAGAAUAGUAUGGAAAGUUUGGAGCGAAUAAUAGUGGAAGCGAAUUUAGUGAAGACUGCACUUGGAAGCUCUUUACCGAUAAGUUGGUGCGGUGAAACGGAUGGAUCGUACGAUGAGAAAAUGGAUUUUGUUUCGGGUGCUGGAUUUGAGAUGGUCGAGCUCUUGAUUUUUGCUGCUCACCUCCUCAAGGAUCGAAUAUCAUAACCGAAAUUAUGACAUUUGCAUUGUGAAAUAGCAACUAUAUGUUUUGCAAUUUUUUUUUUCUUUUCCAAAUUUAUGCAGAGAAGUGGCUAUGUGUAAAUUAUUUGUUGUGUUUGUGAACUGUACAUUAAAAAUGACAACAUUUUGUAGCAGAUUUCGUUUUUUUCGUUUUAAAGAAAAAAAACCUUGUUU